CUGUUCGAGUCGCCCAUGAGCAGCGUUUUCUGCAGGAGCACCAGUAUGGUCCAAAUAGCAUUGGUUUGCGUUGGUUUCCUUUUGUUACCAUCCCAGCUGCUGUCCCUGCUGGCCUUCAUCUGCGAGGAGGUGGUGUCACAGUGCACUCUGUGCGGGGGGCUGUACUUUUUUGAAUUCGUGAGCUGCAGCGCCUCCCUCCUGAGCCUCCUCAUUCUCAUCGUGUACUGCACUCCCGUUUAUGACAAAGUUGACGCCGUGAAAGUCAAGUCCUCGGACUUCUAUAUUACUUUGGGAACAGGAGUUGUGUUUUUGUUGGCGUCCAUCAUUUUUGUUUCCACGCAUGACAGGACCUCAACGGAAUACGCUGCAACUGUGUUCGGAUUUAUAGCAAGUUUUAUGUUCCUGUUUGACUUUGUCUUUAUGUGCCUUGAAAAGCGAAAGGAAUCUCCGCUCAGGAAGACUGAGAAUACCAGUAGGACAGAAACCCUGACUGAGCCCCUGAAUGCGUAGACGCGGGAGCAGCUGUCCCAAAAGGAGGGGAAGACAGUUUCUUUAAAAACUACAGAGGUCGACUGAUAAUGUUUCUAUCAUUCUAGAACAUUCUGUUAACUAGGCUCAGCUUUAAAUUAUGCUUUAUAGCUGUGUGAGCAGCAUGAUUAUAUUCAAGCAUGUAGAAAUUGUUUCAUUUCAAAAUUAACUUGCUUAGCUUUUAGGUUGUUUUGAUGAUUAGCUUACAUUCUGUUAAUGAGAAAUUCACAUAUAUUUAGGAGAUUAAUAUUUAAAAUGUUGGUCUAGGGUUUUUGUUUUUUUUCUUUAUAAUAUCAGGCUUUACUGUACCUCACUCAGCCUUAAAAUUAUAUUGUAACAUUUUAGAACUCUUAGUAACUCUUUCUGAGAACUUUGUAUCGUCUAAUUUAAAAUGUCUGGGAGAUUUUGGCAUUUUGUGUGUGUAAAAGCCACAAGGUCAGCCUAAUGUUUGUUACUGCACUUUGAUUGUUGAUAUCAACUUUAAAAAAGAAGAGAUUAUUAUGUUAUAUAUAGAAAAAUUGAAGAAAUGUCUAAGGACCAAAGAUGUAAAAAAGAUAGACUUUUCUCCAACUAUAGUGAACGUAAUUAUAAAAAUCGGCUUCCACCACUUACCGAGUGUCUUAAUAGACGAGUCCGUGCCAGGCGUUAGAAGACGGCCCAUUCCCUUGUUAGCUACGAUUACCCACCUACACAGUGGAGGGCGCAUACUCGCCAGAGAGACUGGGAGAGGGAGAAAACCCCCCCAGUGGGGCAUGGUCGUGCCGCAGCCCUUCCUCCUCCAUUUCUCCAUCCUGUCCGGAUUUGGGGCACACAUGCACAGACGCCUGGCGUGUUUUUCAAGCUGGCAGAGCUAGGAUUUGAAAUAUGUGCUCGGCCAUGUGGGACCUGGCUUCCUUAACCACUGGGCCAUGGGCCCGGGCCUGCACAUGAUUGUUUCUACUUAGUACAAAGCUGCAGGUCCUCUUCGUGUUUUCUUCAGAGCCAGUCUUGUCCUUUGACUCUUCACUUCCUCAAGAUGUUCCCUUUCUGUCUCCUUACUAGAGGGAUUCUCUGCCACUUCAUCCCCUGGCAGAGGUGGGCCUCUGGCUCUUACUCUUUAUUG
Molecule: messenger RNA, 1630 nt
Organism: Tupaia belangeri chinensis (Chinese tree shrew)
Lineage: Eukaryota; Metazoa; Chordata; Mammalia; Scandentia; Tupaiidae
Gene: CMTM6
Product: CKLF like MARVEL transmembrane domain containing 6
Exons: 5
Coding region: 16-510 (164 amino acids)
Cellular component (GO): membrane
Source: RefSeq, a predicted model, not a curated record